UGACCAAGAUUGACGCAUUCAACAACAACAAACAGCAUCACCGUAGGAUCUUCUCAUUUUUGGACAUUCAGGCUUUCUUACGCUUUUAUUCCUGCAGACUCGUGUCAUCUAACAAGAUGAAGACUGUCAUUCUUGCUCUUCUGGUCCUUUUGGUUGUUUGUGAGGGUGAAGCCUUGAGGUGUCACUGUGAAGGCCGGCGCUAUUGUGAAGGAGACGUGGAGACUUGUGUUGGUCUUACCAGUGCCUGCGGCAGUGUUACGUUUUUUUUUCCCAUUUCCAGCUACUCUAAGGGCUGCAUGGAAAUGAGCGACUGCCACAGGAUGAAUCAACCUGGUGUUUCUACAGCCACCUGCUGCACCACCGACCUGUGCAACUGGUGAAAUAUCAGAGUCGUCAUACAAACCUACAGCUACAGAUCAAUAAAUAUGCAUGUCUAUGAUUGUC
Messenger RNA from Dunckerocampus dactyliophorus (ringed pipefish), 444 nucleotides. Its product is annotated as short neurotoxin 3-like. NCBI's taxonomy places the organism in Eukaryota, Metazoa, Chordata, Actinopteri, Syngnathiformes, Syngnathidae. The transcript has 3 exons. The record is from RefSeq and is a predicted model, not a curated record. The coding region runs from base 117 to 380 and encodes 87 amino acids.